CAUCAAACAUGAAAAAUGGUGAGAAGCAAUGAGGAAUGAGAUCACUGCACUUGAGAAGAAUGGUACUUGGACAAUUGAGACAUUGCCUCCAGGGAAACGUGCAAUUGAUUCAAAGUGGUUAUACAAGGUUAAAUUCAAAUCGGAUGGGACAGUUGAAUGGUAUAAAGCUAGGUUGGUGGCUAAAGGCUUCACACAAAUUGAAGGACUGGACUUCCAUGAGACUUUUGCUAUUGUCGCAAAGAUGGUAAUAGUGAGAGUGUUGCUUGCUCUUGCAUCCAUUAAACAAUGGGAAUUGCACCAAUUAGAUGUGAAUAAUGCCUUCUUACAAGAGUACAUGGCUAUGGCUUCCACAGUAAGUGAGCUUACUUGGUUGAAAUCUUUGCUUUUCAAUCUCGGCAUAAACCAUUCAAGACCAAUGACUCUCUUCUGUGACAAUCAAGCUGCCCUACACAUUGCAAACAAUCUUGUAUUCCAUGAACGAACUAAGCACAUUGAAAUAGAUUGUCAUUUUGUUCAAGAGCAUAUUCAGAAGAAGGAAUUGAUCACAGCUCAUGUAUCCUCUCGUCAUCAACCGGCAGACCUUUUCACAAAAGCUUUGGGUCGUGAGCGCCUUGCUUUUCUGCUAUCCAAGUUGGGCAUUCAAGAUCUUCAUGCACCAACUUGAGGGGGAGUAUUGGAGAGUAUCAUGGUGUAGAAUGAGGAAAUCAAUCUCUGCACUACAAUUGCAAAGUUAUUUACAGUAUGUAUAUAUUUUUUUCCUUGUAUAGUAGUGUCUUUCUAGGCGUCAUUAUUGGUACCAGUUUGUAUAUAUGAUUAGCAUCCAUAGUAAUAAAAUUCAAUGCAAUUA
Rubroshorea leprosula is the source of this 847-nucleotide messenger RNA. The record is from the annotation of a GenBank genome assembly. Lineage: Eukaryota; Viridiplantae; Streptophyta; Magnoliopsida; Malvales; Dipterocarpaceae.